Messenger RNA from Fusarium vanettenii 77-13-4, 945 nucleotides. RefSeq lists its product as uncharacterized. The transcript has 8 exons. NCBI's taxonomy places the organism in Eukaryota, Fungi, Ascomycota, Sordariomycetes, Hypocreales, Nectriaceae. Bases 1 to 945 code for a protein of 314 amino acids. Gene Ontology annotation, molecular function: methyltransferase activity. The record is from RefSeq and is a predicted model, not a curated record.
AUGCUGAAACCUCACAGGUCCGCAGUUACUGAUACCCAGUCCCUAAGAUCCUCGAUCUUGAACUACAAGUGGGAAAACGGGCGGCGUUACCACGCUUAUCAGGAAGGAUCUUACUGGGCCCCCAACGAUGAUCGCCAGCAAGAAGCCGAAGACCUUAUGCACGAAGUAUAUCGGAUCAUCCUGAACGACAAACUGUACGAGGCCCCUAUCGGAGAUAAGCCACAGAAUGUUUUGGACCUUGGCUGUGGGACUGGCAUCUGGGCUAUUGAAUUCGCCGACAUGCAUCCCUCCGCAGAUGUUCUUGGUGUUGACCUCUCCCCAAUUCAACCCAACUUCGUGCCUCCUAACUGUAGGUUCGAGGUUGAUGAUAUUAGCCAAGAUUGGACAUAUCCCGAGAACAAGUUCGACUUUGUUCAUCUUCGUGGCCUAACCGGCUGUAUUCCCGAUUGGACCAAAUUUUACGAGGGCGCUAUCAAACACGUCAAACCCGGUGGCUGGAUCGAACACGUCGAACUAUGGGGUACUGCAAAGUCAGACGACGAUACUCUGAGAGCUGACUCACCCCUGAAGACAUGGGUCGAAAUCUUCACGAAACUAGGCGAGAUGACCGGCAAGACCUUCUUCUGGGACCACAAAGCAGCCGAGUCUGUCAGAGAAGGCGGCUUCAUCAACGUCACAGAGCGUCGAAUCAAGGUCCCCAUCGGAACGUGGCCCAAAGACAAGCAGCUCAAACAGUGGGGAGCUUGGAACCGCCAAUUCUUGUUACAAGCUCUUGAAGGGUUUUCGAUCCGUGGUCUUACAGAAAUGUUGGGGUGGAAGUACAAAGAUGCUCAGUUGUAUUUGUCGGAUAUGCGGAAGGAGUUGACUAACCCGAAACUUCACUCCUAUCUUGAAGUUACUGUCGUUUAUGGCCAAAGGCCCGAGGCCACAGGUGAAGAGGUUUAG